Molecule: messenger RNA, 1683 nt
Organism: Cariama cristata (Red-legged seriema)
Lineage: Eukaryota; Metazoa; Chordata; Aves; Cariamiformes; Cariamidae
Gene: SERINC1
Product: serine incorporator 1
Exons: 9
Coding region: 121-1341 (406 amino acids)
Cellular component (GO): membrane
Source: RefSeq, a predicted model, not a curated record
UGCUUAUGUGGAAGCGCCCCAUGCCUGCUCUGCCGAUGCUGCCCCAGUGGAAACAACUCCACCAUAACUCGGCUGAUUUAUGCAUUCUUUUUACUACUUGGUGUGAGUGUUGCCUGUGUGAUGUUAAUACCAGGCAUGGAAGAGCAGCUGAAGAAGAUUCCUGGAUUUUGUGAUGGAGGGCUGGGAACAACUAUUCCUGGUGUGCACGGCCAUGUGAAUUGCGAUGUACUGGUCGGUUACAAAGCCGUGUACCGUGUGUGCUUUGGUAUGGCCAUGUUCUUCCUUCUCUUCUCCUUGUUGAUGAUCAAAGUGAAGAGCAGCAAUGACCCAAGAGCAGCGGUGCACAAUGGAUUCUGGUUCUUUAAAUUUGCAACAGCACUUGCAAUUAGUGUUGGAGCUUUCUUCAUACCAGAGGGACCAUUUACAACUGUGUGGUUUUAUGUAGGUAUGGCUGGAGCAUUCUGCUUUAUUCUUAUUCAGCUGGUCUUGCUUAUUGACUUCGCCCACUCUUGGAAUGAAUCUUGGGUUGAAAAAAUGGAGGAAGGAAACUCAAGAUGCUGGUAUGCAGCUCUGCUGUCAGCUACGGCUGUCAAUUAUCUGCUGUCUCUAGUAGCUAUUGUCUUGUUUUAUGUUUAUUACACUCAUCCAGAAGGUUGUUCUGAAAACAAGACAUUCAUCAGUGUUAAUAUGCUGCUGUGUAUUGGUGCUUCUGUAAUGUCAAUUCUGCCAAAGAUUCAGGAAUCUCAGCCAAGAUCUGGUUUGCUGCAGUCUUCUGUGAUCACAAUUUAUACAAUGUAUUUGACUUGGUCAGCUAUGACCAAUGAACCAGACAGGCGCUGUAAUCCAAGUUUGCUGAGCAUCAUUGGUUACAACAGCACCACCAUUCCAACCCAAGGUCAGGUAGUUCAGUGGUGGGAUGCACAAGGAAUUGUAGGACUGGUUUUGUUUUUGCUCUGUGUUCUCUAUUCAAGCAUCCGAACAUCCAACAACAGCCAAGUGAACAAGCUGAUGCUGACCAGUGAUGAAUCAACACUGAUAGAGGAUGGAAUGCCCAGGAGUGACGGCGCCCUUGACGAUGGAGAUGAUGUUCACCGAGCCAUAGAUAACGAGAGGGAUGGAGUCACUUACAGUUACUCCUUCUUUCAUUUCAUGCUUUUCCUGGCAUCACUGUAUAUCAUGAUGACGCUUACCAACUGGUACAGUCCCGAUUCUUCUUAUGAGACAAUGACCAGCAAAUGGCCGUCUGUCUGGGUGAAGAUAUCUUCCAGCUGGAUUGGCAUCGUGCUGUACGUGUGGACUCUGGUUGCUCCGCUGGUUCUUACAAACCGUGACUUUGACUGAGCUGCGCUACUCUCUAGGGAGGUUGUGCUAGCUUCCCCGUGUCUUUGAAAUGAAUAGUAUUCCAGAUAAUAGUGCAGUUGUAAAUAUGCGCGCGUGUGUGCGCACACGUGUGUGCGUGUGCUGUCCAUGUAGUAUACCCUGCUUUAUUCUGCAUGAUUACCUUGAAUCAUGUCUCUUGUCAUUUCACUAAAUGACUUUUUCUAGCUGAGCUCAGUGACAAUUGCUAUAACGAUGGUUUUCAUAGAAUUACUCCUGUAUUGAGUGCUUCGGGAGCAUUCGAUGUAAGAUCAAAACCUUUUGGAAGUAGGUUUGUUUUUCCCCUCAGUUGCAUUAAAUAGUUGU